AUGGGAAGACUCGUGUUUUUGCUUUUCGUAAAACUGCAGAGUUUCGCUGUAACCGGAAUAGUAGAUGAAAUGCUCAUCAAAACUUCAAAGCUGAAAGCACAAGCAAAUUUCUUGGCUAUGUCCACUCGCUGCGGACGAGUUCGUUCGGUGUUCGAUUAUCCUCCGAAAAGUCGGCACAGACCUCGAUCCAAUUUGACAGCGAGCAGUUAUUACACGCUUGGAUUGAAACUUUUCAAACGUCUGCCGACAAAUAACGAGUACUACUGCGACAAGUGGGUGGUUACUGUAUCGUUCAAAUUGUACAGACUAAGGAUGGAGCCAGCUGUAAUAAAGAUUCAUUUCGCACUUUCUAUCGCAUCACAAAAUGAUCUUCAAGCUUAG
Messenger RNA from Cylicocyclus nassatus, 381 nucleotides. Lineage: Eukaryota; Metazoa; Nematoda; Chromadorea; Rhabditida; Strongylidae. The record is from the annotation of a GenBank genome assembly.